UCAGAUCAUAUACAUGUGUGUUGAACAGUUCUACCAAUUAAAUUGUCCCGACGCAUUCAUAAGCUAUACACGGCAUAACGGCACUGUGGUGAGCCUAGAUGGACUUUUAAGUACUUUUAUCAUUACAAUAAUAUCGAAUAACGAAUUGGGUCAUGCACUUCCGGUGAGACCUUUACAAUCAUAAAUAGUGUACUAGUAUACUUUAAUUGGUGAACAGGCCUGCUGAUUUUGCUGAUUACAUAUAUAAUACGGAUAUUAUACCGGUUAUAUCCAAGUGCUGGUACCAGAACUAGCUGAAAGGGGAAGGAGGCAGAGGUGUCUCAACGCCGUAUACACAGUUCGUUGGAGACGAAGAUUCAUUGGGAAGUCACAGCUCUUACAAUGGCGGGUGCGCUCACGAGCAUAAUUCGAGUUUUCUUGGUGGGUGACGUGAUGAUCGGGCGAGGCAUAGACCAAAUCCUGCCUUACCAUUGUAAACCGUGGAUGUACAGGGAUUUCAGGAACGAUUCUAGAGAGUACGCCCAACUUGCCAUAGACAAGAACGGUCCCCUGCCAAAAGAGAUCGGGAUGGAUUACGUAUGGGGAGAUGCGCUACAGAUCCUGCAAGAGAAACAACCAGACUUUCGCUUAAUAAACUUAGAAACAGCCAUCACCACCAGCGAAACCGCAUGGCUAGGAAAACGCGUUCAGUACCGAACACAUCCUCGGCACGUGGAAACUUUGCAAGCAGCCGGAGUGGACUGUUGUGUUCUUAGUAACAACCACGUGCUAGAUUGGGGCUACCCCGGUCUGGCUGAGACUCUUACAACUCUGAAAAAGGCCAACAUGAAGUAUGUUGGUGCAGGAGAAAAUAUAUUUGAAGCUCAGAAGCCGGCGAUCUUUGAAAUUCCGAAUAAGGGACGCAUCGUAGUCUUUGGGGCGUGUCAUACUUCAGGUCUCGUAUAUGAAGAAUGGAACGCUACAGAGACAAAAUCGGGAGUGAACCUUCUUAGUUUUGAGGAUAUCCCAUAUGUGGUGAAACAACUUGCAGAUCAAGUAAAGAAAGUCGAGAAACCGGGAGACAUCGUGAUUCUUUCCAUCCACUGGGGACCUAACUACAAAUGGCAAAGUUCUCCUAUGGAGAGGGAAUUUGCACAUGCCGCCAUAGACGUUGCCGGCGUGGACGUAAUUCACGGCCAUUCCUCGCACCAUGUAAAAGGCAUAGAGGUUUACAAUGGCAAACUCAUCAUGUACGGUUGUGGAGAUAUUGUCAGUGACUACGAAGGGACCCCUACCCCAUUACACAAGCGCCCAUUUCACAACGUGCGCAGCCUUAUGUAUUUCGCCGAUAUUGAUCCACUUACGGGAGAAGUUGUUGACUUCAAAAUGAUUCCCACAAUGAUGAAAAAUCUACGUGUGAACAGAGCCGAUGAAGAAGCUUCAAGCUGGCUUUAUGCAAAGAUGUCGGAGUUGUGUGAGGAACUUGGUGGAGGAGUGCAGUGGGACGGUAGCGAACUGAGACUAGUGUUACAGUCUGGUGGAACGACGCACUUCUUCACACAAGGGAUAGGCUGGACAGGAUCUUUACAGUGUACAAUUAUAUUGAUACUGCUAAUCUUCGUUCUCACCAUAAUUACGUGCAAGCCAUUUAUUUGUAGAAAGGUAGUUAAUCUCCAUAAAUGUCGCUAAAAUGUUUUCCUAUUUACUGUCAUCGUAUUAUGCAUUUUGCAGGCCGUUUUGUACAAAUGUCAGUUGUCUCUCCAAAAUACUCUCCUGCAUGUACAAUAGGGCCGUUUUUGAUAAGCACGAAGAUAGUUAAAGGGAUAAUAACUCUUCGUUUGGGCCUAAAAAUGAAUUUUCCUGGAGUAAACAACAA
This is a messenger RNA of Lingula anatina, 1855 nucleotides long. RefSeq lists its product as uncharacterized. The record is from RefSeq and is a predicted model, not a curated record. NCBI's taxonomy places the organism in Eukaryota, Metazoa, Brachiopoda, Lingulata, Lingulida, Lingulidae.